Exophiala aquamarina CBS 119918 is the source of this 1767-nucleotide messenger RNA. Its product is annotated as MFS transporter, SP family, sugar:H+ symporter. The transcript is spliced from 8 exons. Lineage: Eukaryota; Fungi; Ascomycota; Eurotiomycetes; Chaetothyriales; Herpotrichiellaceae. Gene Ontology annotation, cellular component: plasma membrane. Gene Ontology annotation, biological process: carbohydrate transport; transmembrane transport. Gene Ontology annotation, molecular function: carbohydrate:proton symporter activity. Bases 1 to 1767 code for a protein of 588 amino acids. The record is from RefSeq and is a predicted model, not a curated record.
AUGGGUUAUUUGAAGACUCCCAAAUUCUCGAGGCCAAAGCUGACUCGCGAGUCGCUUGGCUUGACCACAUGGGUUCAAUAUGACAAGUAUAACCCUCGUUCUGAACACUCUACGGAUGCGAGAAAGUCACUGGCGGACCUGGACUAUUCUCCUCUGCGCCGGAUAACAUGGCCAUCGUUCUGGAUGGGCAUUCUUAUCUCGAUGGGUGGGUUUAUCUUCGGUUAUGACACAGGUCAAAUUUCGGGUUUCCUCGAAAUGCCAGACUUUCUAGAGCGUUUUGGUCAGCGCCAUUCCGACGGUACCUUCUACUUUAGCAAUGUCCGGGCCGGUCUGAUUGUCGCUUUGCUCUCGGUUGGUACACUAUUCGGUGCCCUGAUCGCCGGCCCCAUUGCAGAUAUCAUCGGUCGAAAGCCUAGCGUGACCUUUUGGUGUGGAAUCUUUUGCGUGGGCAAUAUAGUCAUGAUUUCGUCUGAUCACCACUGGUACCAGAUGAUGAUGGGUCGUUUUGUGGCUGGUCUCGGCGUGGGCUCGCUGUCUUUGCUUGUGCCGAUGUACAUGGCUGAGACGGCUCCUCGUCAUAUUCGUGGUGCCCUGAUCUCCACUUAUCAGCUCUUCAUCACCUUUGGUAUUUUCUUCGCAUCUUGCAUUAAUUUUGGAACGUACGAACACCAACGCGGCAAUUCUGGGUCCUGGAGAAUCCCACUAGGCGUCGGGUUCAUCUGGCCACUCAUCUUAGGUGCUGGCGUGCUGUUGUUCCCCGAAACUCCUCGCUUCGACUUCCGCAAAGGCCAGACAGAGAGAGCCAAGGAAACCAUGCUGAAGGUUUACGGAGCACCACCGAACCACUAUAGCGUCCACCUGGAGCUGGAAGAGAUCGAAGCAAAACUACGUGCCGAAGCUGCUCAAGAAGGAUUUGUCCGAGAAUGGGUUCAUAUGUUCUCCGCCCCAAAAAUGGGCCAGCGCAUCGCUUUGGGGAUGCUCCUACAGAUGUUUCAGCAGCUUACAGGUGCAAAUUACUUUUUUUAUUAUGGCACUACAAUCUUCCAGGCUACUGGGAUCAACAACUCCUAUGUCACCCAGAUGAUCUUGAACGGCAUCAACUUCGGCUCCACAUUCUAUGGCCUGUACAUUGUCGAGCAUUAUGGUCGUCGCAAAUCACUGAUGGUUGGAGGCCUGUGGAUGUCCGCCAUGUUCUUCAUUUUUGCCAAUGUCGGACACUUCUCCCUCAACCGUGACGAUCCUCAAGCCACCGAGUCUACUGGCACAGCUAUGAUCGUAAUCGCAUCGUUCUUCAUUUUUGGCUUUGCUACUACGUGGGGACCAAUGGUUUGGACCAUCUGCGCUGAGUUAUAUCCAAGUCGCUACCGCGGGAAAGGCUUAGCACUCAGCACGGCAAGCAACUGGGGGUGGAACUUCCUGAUCGCCUUCUUUACACCGUUCAUUACCGGCGACAUCGACUUCCUGUACGGCUACGUGUUCGCCGGUUGCAACCUGGUCGGUGUGCUGUUGAUUUACUUCUUCGUCAUAGAAGGUCAAGGCCGCACACUCGAGGAGAUCGACACCAUGUACAUCACGGGUGUCCAGCCGUGGAAGAGCUCCAAGUGGAUCCCACCCUCGGCAGAAGAAAUUGCGAAGAUCAGGAGAGAGGCCGGCACCGUCGAUGCAGCCGAAGCCGGUGAGAUCACGCCCGCACCCGCUACGGCCGCUGAUGUCCCCCGAGACAGCGAGAGCACCGAAGCUGAGAAGGAGCUCGAGCACCGUGCCUAG